Molecule: messenger RNA, 1059 nt
Organism: Arabis nemorensis
Lineage: Eukaryota; Viridiplantae; Streptophyta; Magnoliopsida; Brassicales; Brassicaceae
Source: the annotation of a GenBank genome assembly
AUGAUCAUCGACUUCUUCUGCACCGCCGUUUUAGACAUCACCGCCGAUUUCACUUUCCCUGUCUACUACUUCUUCACCUCCGGAGCCGCCUGUCUCGCCUCCUUCUUCCAUCUCCCAACUCUCCACGAAACAACCGCCGGAAAAAACCUCAAAGACGUCCACACGUUACUCAGCAUACCAGGGGUUCCUCCGAUAAAAGGCUCCGAUAUGCCUAAACCGCUGCUCGAACGCGAAGAUGAGGUUUACGAUGCUUUUAUAUUGUUCUCUAAACAGCUCUCAAACUCUUCAGGGAUCAUUAUCAACACCUUUGAGGCAUUAGAAAACAGAGCCAUCAAGGCCAUAACAGAGGAUAUCUGUUUUCGCAAUAUUUAUCCGAUUGGUCCGCUCAUUGUAAAUGGAAGAACCGGAGAUAACCAUGACGACAAUACAGACUCUUGCCUGAGUUGGCUCGAUUCACAACCGGAACAGAGUGUUGUGUUCUUCUGUUUUGGGAGCUUGGGAUUGUUCUCCGAGGAACAAGUGAAGGAGAUUGCUAUUGGUUUAGAGAGAAGUGAGCAGAGAUUCUUGUGGGUGGUCCGUAAUCCACCCGGGUUAGGAAACCAAACAGAACCGGACUUAAAAUCUCUCUUACCAGAAGGAUUCUUAGACCGAACCGGAAACAAGGGAAUGGUGGUCAAAUCAUGGGCUCCGCAAGUUCCGGUUCUAAAUCAUAAGGCCAUCGGUGGAUUCGUUACUCAUUGUGGCUGGAAUUCCAUUCUUGAAUCCGUUUGCGCCGGCGUACCAAUGGUGGCUUGGCCGUUAUACGCUGAGCAAAGGUUUAACAGAGUGGUGAUUGUUGAGGAGAUCAAGAUUGCGAUUCCGAUGAAUGAAUCGGAGACAGGUUUCGUGAGCUCGACGGAGGUGGAGAAACGAGUCUCCGAGAUAGUGCAGGAAGGUCCGGUUAGGGAGAAAACCAAGGCGAUGAAGAACGCAGCCAAAUCAGCCUUGACAGAAACCGGUUCGUCUCAUGCCGCGUUGACUGAGUUACUCCAGUCGUGGAGCCCAAAACGGUCUUAUUAG